GUCUACCCAGCAACAGAGAUUAUUUCCCGUUCAUCUCAGUCACAAGGAAACAUUUCCCAACUACGAAACAACUCUGAUGAAUCAAGAAGCGGGUUUCCAGAUCAAUCUUCUCGGAUGGAAACUGACGAGCGAUCUCUGCAAUCUCACCAGCAGGAUAGACAAGCCGAUAUUAAAGUAGGACGACCCAUCGGUACUGGUUCAUACGGAGUAGAAUAUAAAGCAACGAUGAAGCACACUGGAAUGCCUAUCGCAUUGAAAACUUUGGUUUGGCGUCCGGACGAUUGCGAGGAAUAA
Paraglomus occultum is the source of this 294-nucleotide messenger RNA. NCBI's taxonomy places the organism in Eukaryota, Fungi, Glomeromycota, Glomeromycetes, Paraglomerales, Paraglomeraceae. The record is from the annotation of a GenBank genome assembly.